GUGAGCGCAUGCACGCAGGGAGGGUGGACCUCGUUGUCUGUCUUUGCGCGCUUUACGAAGCGCGCAUCGGGCUCUCCUCUCUCCAACCGUGCCUGCAGAAUUCAUCCCUCCCUCCCUGUUUCGCUCUCUCUCUCUCUCUCGCUAUCCCUCUCUCACAGAAGGUGUUUUAACUUUACGACGGCGACAACAUUUCAACCUCAAGGUAAACGCUUUAUUGGGAAGGGAGACCUUGUAGGAGGAGAGGGAGAUACCGAGACUGUGACGGCGGUGUUUCCCCGAGCGGAGACCUGUUCGUCCCGAUAUGAUUGACUAUUUCUUGAAAUAAGAAAGUCUUAGAAAGGUCUUUUUUUUUCCUGGGCGACACCGUCAGCAUCACAGCCACAAUGUACAGGCGGAAACAAGCGAGUGUUUGCAUCCUCCAAACAAUAUUUGGAUUGUCAAGAACUCAAAGAUCUGAGAGUGCUGAAUGCUGAAUGUCAUUAGCGCCUUCACUGAAAUCCGCGCACGCCAUUGAGGAGCACAUCCUGUCUUAUUUCACCUGUCACUUUCCCAGCUCUUUGCAAGAGCUAGCAUCACUAAGAAGCUCCCCCUGCAUACAUUUUGACCCCUGGUGCUAUGGAGAAUCUCAGUGAGCUCCAGAACCCAUUGUUGGACAAAAACAGUAAGCACAUGGUCAACUGUUAUGGGGGUGACUUCCCUAAUAACCAGUACCAGGAAAACAUUAUUAAUUACUUUGCUGGUGGAGGAGAGGGGGGAGGAGGGAAGGUGAAUAACGGCAACGUAGUGAGCGGGAGUAGUUACAAUACCAACGGGAAAAUGAAAUCUCAGCAGCUUUUGGACGCCACCUCACUGCAUCUGGCGGUAGAGGCAUUCUACAGGCCCAACUUCAUCCUGUACAAGGAGGACAGUGGCAGCAUUAAGGCUAAGGAAUAUAAAAGCGAGUGCUGUGAGACUACAUUCACAGAGAAGAAAGCAAAGGAGGCAUCCAACACAGCGGGGGCGGACACGCCUGGCACCGAGGAUCCCCAGGCGAAGCUUCUGGAGGACGGCGAACACGUCAAGAUCCAAACCGUUUCCUAUGAGGUUGAGGAGGAGGAGUAUGUGGAGUAUGAGACGGACUGCUCCAGCGACAGCGAGAGCGAGGACAACUUCAUAGUCGUCCCUCCAAGAGACCACCUGGGCCUGGCCAUCUUCUCCAUGCUCUGCUGUUUCUGGCCUCUGGGGAUCGCAGCAUUUUACUUUUCACAAGGGACUACCAAGGCAGUGAACAAAGGUGACUUUCCACUGGCCAACAUCGCCUCCAGACGGGCUUUGUUCCUCGCUGCUCUCUCCAUCACCAUAGGCACCGGUGUGUAUGUGGGGGUGGUGGUAGCUCUCAUCGCCUACCUUUCUAAACCAGGACACAUAUAGCAGCUGCAGCAUACCUCCCAGGAGCCCAGGAAAAGAACAACCUCCCCCCCCCAUUCCCACGGGAACGGCAUUGCUACUGCACACUACGAGGAAAUAUUGUUUGGUUUCGGGGAUGCACAGUUUUUCCCUCCACCUUCCUUUCUUUCCAGCCUUCUGCCAGCCACGGUUAGCCACAGUGACUAGAGAGAGGUCAAGCUGGAGGGUGAGAAGAAGGGGAAUUGGUGAUGGACAAAAAGUUUCUUUUGUUGAGACAGUAAGAGGGUUUGAGUAAUGGAAGUAUUCCAUGUUGGAGUUCAGUUUGCAUUCCAUUGACUUAAACCCCUGUUGGUUUCAUCCUCUUUUUCCUGGUUUUAACUUUCAAGACAUCGAGGAGAAGAGACUGAAGCGAUAACGCUGCACACUUAAGCAAUUAUUAAAGAGAAGAGGUAUAGGUGGGUUAGAAAUCAACAGAAAAUCACUCUUAACCCAACUCUGUUUGAGCUGCAGCUAAAAUAAGAUCCUCUCAGUGGAGUCCCGUCACCUGUCCUGACUUCAGCUGCCCUCAUCGACUCCAAAACACCAAGGAUGCAUUUGUCUCUGGGCUCACUGUCUCACAGUCGACGACCGCACUCGCAUUUUCUGAAAUCACUACAGACAAACUUCAGAAAAGAAAAUACAGAACUGCUAAUUAUAAUUUCAAGAAGAAUGAAGCUCUCAGAGGAAAAAAAAAAGAUCAAACACCAUCAGACGCUGUUUCUGACUCAUUGAACAGUAUGCUCUGGCAUGAAUUACAAGAAUCUCAAUGGAGCCUCAGGCCUGUAUUUCUACCUCUGAGGUGUCCAUCCAUCAAAGACAGGCUCUGAAAGCUGACAAAAUCUGUUUGUGCCAGAUAUGGUUUGCCAACGUACACGCAAAUGUGCUUUGUUUUUAUGUAGUCUUUUGUGUGUUCCCUGCUGCCUAAAGGCACCUUGACUAAUCUCGCUAUAAGGAAUGUUCAUUUAUAGACUUUGAAGUAAAGCACAUGCGAGGUGGCCAGAUGGUCAGAAUUUCAGUAGGAGGGCACCUGGGUAGCUCACCUGGUAGAGCGCCUUGCCCAUAUACAGAGGCUUACCCCUCCAUGCAGCAGCCGCGGGUUCGACUCCAACUUACAGCCCUUUGCGGCUUUUUGUGUGUGCAUGUCGGUCGACACAUCUCUCUCCCUUCAUGUCUCCAGCUGUCCUAUACAAAUAAAAUGCCCAAAAAAAGUCUUUAAAAAAUAAAACAGUUUCAGAGGAGAAGGGUGCACAGUGUCAACCCCAAAACACUGCAUCUGGUGAGGCAAUAGGAAAUGAAACAGCCAAUCACAAUGGGCAAUAGAGUUAGAAAUCAGGUAGGUAAUAUCAUUAAAAGGCAGACCUUACAUGUCCUCCAGGGCUGCGCAUAUAAACAAAGUGUCGCAGUGUGACAGCUUUGAAUUUAGCCGUGAUCAAUUAUUCUUUGCAUGACUCUAGAUGUAUGCCAGCAGUAUUACUGCUACGCAUGAUUGAUUGGAUUGAGAACUCGUUUUUGUCAGAUCAUAAAAAAAGCUGAACUUAAAACUGAUCAGGCUGUGAAGGAGCUCAUAUUUUGUGCAAUGCUUAAACCCACAUUCCCCAAUUUAGCUACUAAAACAGAGGACAUGUCACAGUAAUAACGCAUUGAGACACUUCAAUUUGCUCCUUCACAAUUUCAAGAUUUUUUUCCACAAAGUUGAAUGACAGACAAAUUGUUUGUACAAGGGGGUAAUUACUUUUUUUUUCCAGAUACUGGAGAUGCAGGCUGAUGCUAGUCCAAGCCUCAAGAGAUGACAUACACUUAGUUUCUCUGCACAGGUACUGCAUUAGUCAUACGUGACGUUAAUGGUGCACAAUUAGCUCCCUGUAAUGGCUUUUUCUGAAGAAAUGUGUACUCUCUGGAGCAUAGCCCUGAAAUAGCACAACCACAUUCACUUCACUAAUAAGCUACUUUUGCCGCCGCUGGUUGCAGUCAAAAACUACAAGUGAACAAUUUAUUAAGACAUCAACGGCUCUGUGAACAUUUUCAAAUAACCAUGUAAGGUCGGUUCUGCUGUUCUAAUGAAGAGUGAAUAUUGCGUGCUAAUGAAGAGCGAAUAUUGCUCUUAUUCUCCACGAGGGGACAUUUCCAAUUCACUUUGCUUAAAUAAACUGCAGCCAAAACUUUUAAGACUUUCCUUUGAAUUGUACAUUUGGCUGCCUUUAUGAAUAAACAUCAAGGAACCCAGAUAAUGACAAACUAAAUGCUGAUUGAUUUCUAGGUAUUUGUUUUGGGCCCUAUGAUUCACCUCAUUAAGUGUCUGGUCAUGUGAAAAGCUGAUCAAUACACCCUUAUAACCUCUGAGCCCCUCUGACCACACGUUCCAGUGGUAACUCAUGAGCUACCGAUUCCUCAUCAGUGUACGCACACACCAUGGCCAUCACUGUAACUAUACUAAAAGACUCUGUACGUCUGCUCUCAUCUCUCCGAGAAAGUUUUAUUGCUUAUAACGAUGAACAUGCUUUGUGUUUUGUAGCGUGUCAUUCAAAAAGAUGUGUUUUUAUCUGGCUUCUUUGGCGACCUGGCAUUGCGCAACGUGUUACAACAGUAAGUGGGAUCCAAUGCUGUUGGUAUUUCCUUCUCAUCGCGAUGAGCUAAUGUACACAUCCACGCUACACAAAUGUGUUGCUCAAUGCCAGGGUGAUAGUGCUCUAUUUGUGUCGUGCUCUUAAGCCGAAUUAAAGAAGAUAAAAAAUUUUCAUCAUGUUUUGGGGAUGUGGUUUCCUAUCUUGUGUGAAGGCAACAUGUACAUAGUGCAAAUAAAGACAUGUUCAAAUGUAAUGACAAAUAAAUAAAUCAGAAAGGAAGGAUGUUCUUUCUUAAAAGCAAAA
Messenger RNA from Etheostoma cragini (Arkansas darter), 4292 nucleotides. RefSeq names its product synapse differentiation inducing 1-like (gene syndig1l). The transcript has 4 exons. Gene Ontology annotation, cellular component: intracellular membrane-bounded organelle; membrane. Lineage: Eukaryota; Metazoa; Chordata; Actinopteri; Perciformes; Percidae. Bases 616 to 1410 code for a protein of 264 amino acids. The record is from RefSeq and is a predicted model, not a curated record.